GCUGAUCAAGUCGGUUCCGUAGUUUGACCGGAUCGCUGUCACUGCUUUGCUGGCAGGACUGCCGUCGUCUACACCUCUGCUACCAUACAUUCACAACACUACUGUCAUCGUUUGUUUCUUGUCUCGUAGUCUUUUUAUUUCUUUUUUCUCUUAGAUGGCCUUGACUGCACCGGCGGCACAGUUAACGCUGCCGACAUGGGACGAGACCAUUGUGCCGGCACUGCGUCAACGUCUAGAAGGUGAAAGCCGCAUUCUGGCAAAGCGCAUGUCCGUCGCAUCCAUUACAUCUGCCGACGACUCCCCGAGGUCGAUCACUCCUUCCAAAUCACCCCAUUUUCCUCGAGAAUACCGCACAACCCCUGCUGAUUCAAGAAAAAGUAGUGCUAUUCCCAGACCGAGCCUUCAGCAGCCCAAAGGUACGCCGGAUGGCCACGACGAGUCUCCAGCCAACAGCUACUCGCGUCCGAACGGCGCGUCAUCUCCUCAUCCCCCUCCAAUGCGUGCGCGCACUUACUCUCAGCCCUCCAUAUUCGACAAACCCCAGCCAAACGGAUACCCGAACGGCACCGUUCCGCCAACACUUGACUCCCGUUCGGUUUCACCACGCACUUUCGACGUUAACAUCAGACCGACACGGAUACCUGUCCCAAUGCGCAAUAGAACAACGAGCUCAAGUAGUCACGCUCAGAGCCUAGCACCCAGAGCGGAGAGUCGCAAUGGCGUCAUUCCCGGGUCUCAUCAACCACCCCACCCCGAAACUCCGCAAGAUCUGUGGGUCGUUAAGGAGGUCGAUCAGAUACCCACGCCCUCUACCCCGCAACACGCUACCACUAGUCUCAUGAAUGAGCCUGCUCCGUUUCCGACGGCGGUCUUGCCGACGCGCUUCAGAGGUUACGAAUCAGCUUUCCAACAACCUAGAGCAUCAACCGACUCGGAGGAACGCCCGUUCGAACAUUGGUACAGAGGAGACAUCCACAGGAACGGUGGAGUGGGCGAACUGCGCGUAGCAAAGCAUGUGGAAAUGCUACAGAUCGCCAAUUUCGGACAUACCAUACAGACACCUGCGCGUUCACAGACACGCGAACAUCCCGGUUUCUCUGAAUAUGGCCAACGGCGGAAACGAGCCGAGAGUGUUGGUGUUGGCACGCGAGAAAGUCUUCACCUUGAUGACGAACGAACACGCGAUGUCGACAUGGUUCUUGAUGAGCGCCCGCUGACGGACAUCGAAGCUGAAGAAGACAUCGAUACGGAGGCCUUUUAUGAUGCUUACGUUGGCACGGACGACACUGUGCACUCCGGCUUUAGUGCCUCCAAGCCGGAGUUGCCGCUUGAUAGUGCAGCUGACCUACGAAGCGAUACCCUGGUUAGCACGCAUUCGCCACGAGAAGACACGACUCUUGCACGCGUCCCCACUGCUCGGACCAUUUCGGGAUCAUUAAGAUCUGAAUCACCUUCUGCAGGUCUUGUUAGGUCAAGUGCGGAGAGCACAAUGCCAGCACCACUCCCCUCCUCAUCUCGUUCCCAGACGGCUCCCAGAGCAACUUCUCCGGUGUCCCAAGCUUCGGAUCAAUCUCAAACGAAGCGCCGCGCCAAGAGCCCGGCAACAACGUCACCUGCGUCUACACCAAAGAAGCCAAAGACCAAGGGCAAAACGCCUCCACCAUCGUCACGUCAAAAGGAAGAUCCUCGACAUUCAGUUGCUGUGUACCCGACACCAGAGGGCGAUAUCGUUAAUGCCAUACCGACAUGGACACAACCGGUUCAGAAAUCGGGAAACUGGGACGAUGUUGUACUUCCGGUUGUAGCUCGAAAGAAGGGUCUGGAUGGUCAGUACGAACGAGCUGAUGGCAGUCCACGCCAAAAGCCUCCCGAACCAACACCCAUACGGCCGGCUCCAGGUACUUUUGGGUUCGACUACUCGAAAUACAAAGCCCCCCGUGGGAAUGAAGCAAUACCUAUGGACGAGUUUGGACAGGUUCAAGAGCAGCCACAGCCAGACGCCGAGGAGGAAGAACCCCCAAGACCCAGCCCAUCACCAGGACAUGUACCUCGGCUAUCCAUCCAGGAACCGAAGGAGCUACCACAAUCAAAUCCCCGGCCAAAAAGCACAACGGGCGAGACUCCGCCCUUUUCACAGGUAUCUGCACCCCGAGGUCCCAACUAUCAGUGUUACUCGACCGUCUGACGACACAGAACCAACACCGAAGGAUGAUGAGGACCUUGGGUGCAGGGGGCUGUUGCAAGUGCGUUAUUAUGUGAUUGUUGUUUUCGGUGUGAGUAUAUGGAUCCGGGUGCCUUGCUUCAGACGUAUUUUGUUACAUAUUGGUGUCUCUCCUUCGUGGCUUUCGCCGUCAUCGCUUUCCUUACUUCAGUUGAUUGUGUUUAUGAGCCUGAUCGCUCU
Pisolithus orientalis is the source of this 2401-nucleotide messenger RNA. RefSeq lists its product as uncharacterized. The transcript has 4 exons. Bases 155 to 2185 code for a protein of 676 amino acids. The record is from RefSeq and is a predicted model, not a curated record. NCBI's taxonomy places the organism in Eukaryota, Fungi, Basidiomycota, Agaricomycetes, Boletales, Pisolithaceae.